UUAUAGCGAGACUGCGGUGGGCAUUCUGACACUGGGGGGAACUGACAUCCCCAGUGACACCAAUACAGUGAUCAGUGCUAAUAAAAAGCACUGACACUAUACUAAUGGCACUGGACAGGAAGGGGUUAACAUGUGGGGUGAUCCAUUGGUUAACUGUGUGCUGUUUUAUUUUGUACUGUGUGUGUGCUUUCAACUGUAAGCACUGUAAGCACACUGCUAUGCAGAGCCAUGCAAAGCAGUGUGCAGGAGCUGACAGGGGAGAGAACUGUAUUGUUUACAUACAGUUCUCUCCCUCCGUCGAAAUGCAAAAU
Staurois parvus is the source of this 311-nucleotide messenger RNA. The record is from the annotation of a GenBank genome assembly. NCBI's taxonomy places the organism in Eukaryota, Metazoa, Chordata, Amphibia, Anura, Ranidae.